Messenger RNA from Impatiens glandulifera, 345 nucleotides. Its product is annotated as DNA-directed RNA polymerases II, IV and V subunit 9A-like. Bases 1 to 345 code for a protein of 114 amino acids. Gene Ontology annotation, molecular function: nucleic acid binding; zinc ion binding; DNA-directed RNA polymerase activity. Gene Ontology annotation, biological process: transcription-coupled nucleotide-excision repair; DNA-templated transcription; transcription initiation at RNA polymerase II promoter. The transcript is spliced from 4 exons. Gene Ontology annotation, cellular component: RNA polymerase II, core complex. Lineage: Eukaryota; Viridiplantae; Streptophyta; Magnoliopsida; Ericales; Balsaminaceae. The record is from RefSeq and is a predicted model, not a curated record.
AUGAGUACCAUGAAAUUUUGCCGCGAGUGCAACAACAUUCUCUACCCUAAGGAAGACAGGAAACGAAGGAUCCUUCUUUUUGCCUGCCGCAAUUGCGAUCAUCAGGAGAUAGCUGACAACAAUUGUGUAUACAGAAAUGUAGUACAUCAUGCAGUUGAAGAACGUACUCAAAUUUUGCAUGAUGUAAAUGCAGAUCCAACUUUACCAAGAACAAAAUCUAUUCGUUGUACAUCAUGUGGCCAUGGCGAAGCUGCUUUCUUCCAGGCUUCUACUAGGGGAGAAGAAGGUAUGGCAUUGUUCUUCGUCUGCUGCAACACUAGCUGUGGCAAUCGUUGGAGGGAUUGA